Molecule: messenger RNA, 2179 nt
Organism: Nerophis ophidion (straightnose pipefish)
Lineage: Eukaryota; Metazoa; Chordata; Actinopteri; Syngnathiformes; Syngnathidae
Gene: cdcp2
Product: CUB domain containing protein 2
Exons: 7
Coding region: 1-1596 (531 amino acids)
Source: RefSeq, a predicted model, not a curated record
AUGAGUCCCAGGGUCGCCUCGCUUCUUCAUUUCCUGCUGCUGGUCGACAAGGCCGCGGCGGGACGAGGAGUCAAAUGUGGCGGCAUCCUCUCUGCACCCUCUGGCAACCUCUCUAGCCCAAACUUCCCAGGCCUCUACCCGUACAACAUUGACUGUUCCUGGCUCAUCGUGGUACCGGAAGGUUCCUCUGUGCUGCUCAACUUCCACCACUUUGAGCUGGAGUUCCACGCCGGUUGUGCCUACGACCACGUCAAGAUCUACAACGGCGUCCCCGGCGACGAGGGCAACCUGCUCGGCACCUUCUGCGGAGACGGCGCCCCGCCUCCGUUCACCUCGUCCUGGAACGUCAUGUCGAUCAUCUUCCACUCGGACCGCCACGUCGUCCACAAGGGCUUCAGCGUUGGCUACAGGAAAGAUAUGUGCGGCGGGGUCCUGACCGGCCUAUCAGGUGUGAUCUCCAGUCCAGGCUACCCUCAGGACUACAGCAACAACGCAGACUGCACUUGGUUCAUCCAGGUGUCCAACAGCAGCGUGGUCACCUUGGUCUUCCUAGACUUCCAGAUGGAAGACAACAAGGGCUGCAAUUUUGACUACGUGGCAAUGUUUGACGGCCCCAGCGUCGGCCAUCGACACCUUGGCACCUACUGCGGGGCUGACAAACCCCCAACGUCCAUCUCCACCUCUAGCCAGCUGAUGGUGGUCUUCAAAUCAGACUUCAACAUCGCUGGCCGUGGCUUUAAGGCCUACUACUACUCAGGUGAAUGCCAGCAGGUGUUGUCGGCCGUGAGCGGUAAUUUCAGCAGCCCUCACUUCCCUGAGAUCUACCCCAACAACAUCAACUGCCACUGGAGCAUCUCGCUGGCGGCCGGUUACCGCAUCAAGCUCUUCUUCCCCGUCGUGGACCUGGAGGGCCGCAACACUUUGACGGGUGAAUGCGACUACGACUCGUUGGCCGUGUACGACGGCGGCCGGCAGACGGAUGCGCCGCUGCUGGGGAGCUGGUGUGGCGGGGAGAGGCCGCCGUCUCUCGUCUCCCGGGGCAACAAGAUGCUGGUGGUUUUGAGCACGGACAGAGAUGAGGCACACAGAGGCUUCACGGCGUCUUAUCUUGGAGUUGUACCUGUGAACGUGAGCUGCACCAGGUCAGAGUUCACCAUCCUGAUACCCCAGCAGUCGCUGCCCCAGCUGGACCGGGAACGCAUCUACCUGGGCAACCCCUCCUGCACCGCCCAGCUGACCGCCACUUCCUACAAGAUCCUGGCGCAGUUCGUCAACUGCGGCACCGCCAGCCAGAAACACCGCAACGUUACCAUGCUGGUGAACAAGCUCUACAUCGACUUCUCGGACGGCGACGAGCGCAACGUUCAGGAGUACAAGGUGCAGUGCGACGCCAUGAAGAAGGUGGCGUCUGUCUCCAUUGUCUCGGCCGAGGAGCGACGCCUGGAGCAGCGGGCACUGCACGGCGACUCCGGCGGCGGGCACGCUGGCCGCCCGCACUCCGAGCCCCACGACCUCAGCGACAUUGUCUUCAUCAGCAUCUGCGUGUUGGCCGUCAUUCUCAUGGUGAUAGCCAUCGUCUGGUUGGUGCUCCUUUAACAGGACAAAACUUCUUGUCUGAGGGGGGACCUCAGCCGCAGAUGUCAUCUUUGUUUUAGCCCGCUAACAGCCAAGGACUUCAAGGACCUCAACGAAGAUAAGAUGACAGCACGCAGACGAAGCAAAAAACAAGGAAAUCACGAGGCCCAGCACAUUCCAUCACAUAUCGUGCGUACUGGACCUGCUUUGCAUAAUAUAUGUGAGCAUUCCUUUUGGAGGCGGCCUUAGUGAUGUUGACUAUGGAACUCCUGAAUAAAUAGAGUGACGCGGGAGCUGUACCUUAGAGCAGUGGUUCUCAAAUGGGGGUACGCAUACCCCUGGGGGUACUUGAAGGUAUGCUAAGGGGUAUGUGAGAUUUUUCAAAAAUAUUGUAAAAAUAGCAACAAUUCCAAAAUCCUUUAUAAAUAUAUUUAUUGAAUAAUACUUCAACAAAAUAUGAAUGUAAGUUCAUAAACUGUGAAAAUAAAAUGCAACUAUGAGAUUUUUUGUGGACAUGUUCCAUAAAUAUUGAUGUUAAAGAUGUAUUUUAUUGUGAAGAAAUGUUUAGAAUGAAGUUCAUGAAUCCAGAUGGAUCUCUAUUACA